Phymastichus coffea is the source of this 8258-nucleotide messenger RNA. RefSeq names its product calcineurin-binding protein cabin-1-like. NCBI's taxonomy places the organism in Eukaryota, Metazoa, Arthropoda, Insecta, Hymenoptera, Eulophidae. Gene Ontology annotation, cellular component: nucleus. The record is from RefSeq and is a predicted model, not a curated record. Gene Ontology annotation, molecular function: nucleosome binding; protein binding. The coding region runs from base 419 to 7873 and encodes 2484 amino acids. Gene Ontology annotation, biological process: chromatin organization. The transcript has 2 exons.
CUACGUAGUGCUUCACCGAAUCUCUUGUUAGUGAGAGAUGUGCUCCUUCAAAACACAAUCUCGCGGUUGAAAGAUUUUUAAUUAGUAUUCCAAUUACUGUUAUAGUACAAUAUUUACGAGCACGUCGUUGAUGUAUCACACAUCAGCAAUUUCUCAAUACUAUCUUUGGGUUAUGAAUUCUCUUGGCAGAUGUGAACGGUAAUCAUGUAACUACAGCUUACUGUUACUCAAAUGUCUGCAAAGCGAAAAAUCUCAGCAGUGAGGAUCAGUUCUAUUAGAGAAAUGAUAAGAAUUAUUUGUACAACUAAACAAUCAGAAAUGAGAAAAAUGUUUUGAGAAUGUUUUGAUAUUUACACUCACCUGUGUAUUCAGUGAUUUAAAAUUCUUGCAUUUAUUUACUGUAAUAUUGAGUUUGAAAAUGUUGAAAAUAACUGCAUUGAAUGAAGUUCAAAGCAAGGAAACAGAAGAAGAUAAUGUGAAUGCCAUAACAAAGGAAGCUCAAGAGCAGUUUGCUUUGAAUGAGUAUAAUCGAGCAUUGCAAUUACUCAUCGAAAAUAACAAAACAGAAGCAUUAAAUGUAUUAUUAGAGCUUCUGGAUACAAAACUUUUGGAUGAAGUGAAGAAACCAAAAAAACAAGAUGGUCAUACGAGACCAAUGCUGUCUUUGAAAUAUGCUUGUUAUAAAAAUAUUGCAAACAUCCAAGCAGAUUUGGAAAACUACCAUGAAGCAGUUACCAACUAUUGGCAAGCUAUCAACUUAGAUGAUAGUGAUGUCAUGAUUUGGUAUAAAAUUGGUACAUUGGCUCUUAAUAAAUCAAAUUUAGAGGAAGCAUGUUUUGCUUUUAGGCAAGGUUUGAAACGCAAUAAAAAUCAUUGGCCAUGUUUAGAUAGUUUGAUUACAGUUCUUUAUGCCAUUCCGGAUUACAUGAACUGUCUCAUGUAUAUUUCUCUUGCCUUAGAGAGAGAUCCCUCGUACAGCAAAGGAUUAAUCUUUUGUAGAGAAAUCUUGAAGGUAGUACCAUCAUUUGAGAAAUUGUCAGAUGAUUUUUUUGAAUUUCCAUUGGACAGUAAAUAUGAUCAGAAUAUUGCUAAAGUUUUAUUAAAAAAAGUAAGAAAAUUAUCUGAAGACUGGAUUAGUUUGCGUAAAAGCGAUAAGAGUCCCUUAAGGCAAUUGUGUUUGGAAAAGCCUUUAGAAUCAUUAUCAUGGCUUGAAUUAGGUGAAAAGUUGAUGCUUAUGAUUAAAUAUAUGAAUGAGAAUAAUUUAAAUUUAUUAAAUUACAUUGUCUUGGCAGAUUCAAAUCAAUUAGAAACCCUAGUCUCAGUAUGCAAUUCUCAUAAAGAAAUAGAAAUACAUGAAUCUACACAUCAAAAAGAAAAUAGUUUUUCAGAUACAAAGCAAAUUUUCAGUUCAACAGAAAAUAAUGAAUUAGAUAAUGAAAACCAAACAUAUUCUAGUGAAUUUCGAAUUACAGAAAAAAUUAAUUGUACAGAUGACUCGCCCAUAGAUAGUUGUGAUGAGUCUCAAAUUAAAGUUGAAACUAAUGGAUGUGUUGAAAAGUUUAAUUCUGAAGAUAAAGAUGAGGAAAAUAUUAUGAAUGAAGAUUGUAAAUUGAAUGAAAAAAGUAUUGAUGAUUCAUUAGACCCUAGUAAAGGUGAUCCUAAUUUGAAUUCUAGAGAAACACAAAGGCAAAAGAAAGUCAAGAAACGCCGUAGAAGCUCACUUUGUAUUCUAACUGAAUGGCAUUGGAGCAGUAGUAAUACGAAACGUUCUUCACGUAUUUCAAACCGUAAGGAUUGUGAAAAAGAUGGAAUAGAAGAAACACUAAAACAAAUAUUUCCUCCAGCAUUGUUACCAGACAACAUUAAGUUUUCAAAAGAAGAUGCAAUAAAAAAUAAUGAUUCUAUGGAUACUAUGGAUGCAUAUUAUGCAAUGCUUAAUAAGGAAAGUAAUUUUACAGAAGAUUCUAAAAGUAUGGAAAGUUUCAAAGCAAAUAGUCCAUCAAAUGAAGGCCAAAUAAGUUAUUUUGGUAUGGAACAAGAAUAUUUAGAUGUGCGUGAAUUUAUUACCAAGUAUUCUGGAAAAUGCAAUAUGAUAACUUUAACAACAAAGUUCAUUCAAUUUUUGUGCACAAAAUGGAAUCAAAAAUGGCCAAGUGAAUUGGCAGAAUUGUAUAUUCAAAUGUAUUUAUAUGUAAAAAAAUAUACACCAUUAUCCUCACCACUUGAUGAUAAGACUGAUGAUGAAUACUUAUUGAAAUUAAGUGCUGAAGUUAAAAUACUUUACUGUGAACUUCUUCUAGAUAAAUGGUUAUUGAAAAGAGCAUCUACAUUGCCAGAAGAGAGCUCCGAAGAAAAAUUAGAAACAGAAGUUGCGUUACUGUCGGAUGAUCUAGGCUACAUAGUUUUCUCUCGUAAUGAUGAUGAUUUAUCUGAUGUCUACCUACUAAGACGAAUGCUAUGGUUGAAAGCUAAUUUGUUUUUAUACCAAGGUAAUGUUGAAUUAUCACUAAGGAUAUUUGAGCUACUUUUGUGUCAUUUUCAAGAAUCUCAGAUUGAUUUGUACAUUAAAUUAAACAACUGUACAUAUAAUGCUACAAUAAGUGCAGAUACUGUCCAAAAAACUAUCACACUGAUCAAGAGAAGCAAGAAAUUUAGUAAAAUAAGGCGCUUGUACGAAGACAAAAAUUAUGAAGAAGUUUCCAGUAUAUUAAAGGAUACAUUUCACUUCACAAAACAAAUCAAUGAGUUUCUGAUGUACAAAGGAAAAUCAAUAGAUAGAAUAGAACAUUUCAAAUUGUUGCUAGACUCUUUGUGGCAACUACAUCAAUAUGAAGAUUGUUAUGUUUGGGCUGAAGCAUGUUUCAAUGAAUCAUGGCAUAAUUAUCUAAACACAAUCGGCAUUGAUCUACAGUCAGUUGAGAAUGAAGAGGAGAAGAAAAAAUGGGUAGAUUCUAUUUUAUACACCUUAAAAAUGUUGGACGAUUGUGUCUCAGAAGUUAGCAUAUUCGUAGUUCAGUAUUUAAAAGAAUCACGUCGCUCACGUUUUCUCAAGAAUUUGAUUCAUUUUGUCAGCCAUCAAUUAGAAACAUUAGAUAGCACUUCAACAAUUCCAAUAUUCAGUGUUUUGCCAUGGAUUUUAUUGCAUUACAUUCUACAGUAUGAAGAGGAUAGACAACGAGCACGAUCAAUGUCCAGACAAAAGCAUAGAUCAGAUAUCCCGUCAAGUCCAGAAUCAGAUGAAAAUGAAUAUGAAAUUCCUGCCUCUGUAAUUCUCUUAUUCAAAGCUCACACUUUUCUCGGUCGGCAUGGUUGGUGUUGCGUUGAGGAAGGAAGACUUUUAAUAUUCAUAAUCAAAUUGAUCAUUCCAAAGAUAAACUUCCCUUUGUUCGCCAAGAUAAAAAAUAAAUUAAUAAAGCCUCUGGAGCAAGUUAUUUUUUGUUUGUAUGGUCAUCCAGCAAAAUACGCCACUGGACAAAAGCAAAGGUCAAAGCAUCUGGAAGAUCACACUACCCAACACAUGUCUUGCACUUGGGAAAUAUGUCAAGUUUUAAUAGAAUUUUACAAACCAGAAACGUUGCCGAACUACGACUCAAAGAAAACUGACUCUAUCAACUCAGAGACUCUAGAUUUAUUCAAGAAAAUGUGUUGUCUUGUUCCCAAAGAGAGUUCAUCCAUUGAUAUUAUCAAAGAAAUGAAUGCUUAUCUGCAUGGAAACAGAAUGGAUAUUCCAAAAGUCAAAGUGCCAUUACCCAGUCAAGUUUCGUACUUAUAUUACUAUAUUGCAGACUAUUAUUUCAAAAAUAUAGGAAAUCUGUCAUGGUUAAAAGCAUCUAAGUAUUACAUAUAUGAUUUGUGUCAACACCCUAACGAAUUCAAUUCGUGGGCUGGAUUAGCAAUGUCAAUAGGCACCAUAAUGGAAACUUGGCUAAACAACUUUGAGCCAAACAUUAGCGAGGAAAAAUAUCUGGAGAAAGCUAAAAUCGCACAAUUAAGUUAUCAGCAUGCUGUUGAUUUGGAACCAACGCAUUUAAUUAUCUGGACGGAAUAUGGUAAUUUCUUGUAUACCGUUCACUCAUUUUGUUCACGGCUAUUGAAGCAAGAGAGUGAUUCUUUAAACAUGAAGAGAUUCGAAGUGUUAGAAAAUCAAAAGGACGAGAUGAUUAAUAAAGCAAAGGAGUGCUUUGCAACUGCCGACGAUAUUUCCAAUAAUCGUCAGGGUACCGACGAGCCUAACGAGAAAUGGCUUUAUCAGUAUAUGCUUGGUAAAGUCGCCGAAAAGAAGAAUAAAGAGCCACAGACAUUUUUAAAGUAUUACUUACAAGCUGGCAAAUGGCUGCUUUGUGAUAAUGAUUCGAAACCAAAGAGUACUCCGCAAUGGUCCCACGAAUCUCUUGAAGUUUACUAUAGAAUCUUCGCGAGCAUUUUAAAAUACCUAGAACAGCACGAAGGUAAACCAUUGAAAAAAUCUUUGUUUAUCAUAUUACAUGAAAGCUUGAAGAAUUGUCUGAAAUAUCCGUUCAUGUCGUACGACUGUACUUUCUAUAAAAUGCCGGUUGAUCAACUUGUGAGUAGUACGAAAAAUCGUUUACAAGAUCAAUGUACUAACCGUAAAUCGAACACCAGUUUGAAAAGGCGCAACGACGUGUUCUCAAGUGCCAACGAUGAAAGAAUAAAAAGGGCUCGAUAUAACGAGUCAGAUUUGAAGAAGGAUGUGGGAAGUCUUGUUAAUGACUUAAUCAUGGAAGUUUGCAACCAAUUGUCACCCAAACGAGAACCCUCGGAACACUGUCCUGUUAUUAAGUUUGCUUCAAGCUCGAUGAUCAUGGAUACAGAUAUGAGAACGGAAGUAGACGUGCAAGUUCCUAAAACGAGUUACACCGAAGAUUCGCCAGCUGCAAAUAUAGACGAUGCUGACAAGAAAAGCAUAGCUGAAGUCGAAGACGCUCCAAAGGAUAUUCCGAAAAAAAUGCAAGACGAAUUGAAAAAAUGCAACAAAUCUGACAAGAUACUGAACAGAAGAGAUUCGCAAGAAAGCUCAACGACUACUGAAACAAGCACGUCGGAGACAAAUGACACAUCGUCUAGCAGUGAAAAUUCCAGCAGCAGCAGCGACUCCUCCUCAAAUAGUUCAAGCUCCAGCGAAAGCGACAGUGAUUCAGUGUCGAGCGAUGCCGAGAAAAAGGGACAGCCGGCCGUAAGUGAAAAUACCUUUGCCACAGAGAAGGAGGUAAGCGAAUUGAUUGAGAUGUGUCUUGCUGGCUUGGAACAAUGUAUCCUCAAAUUCCCGAAGCAUUAUAAGUCGGUUUAUCGUUUAGCCUACUUUCACUUCAACAACAAAACUUUUAAAAAUAUUGCUGCCUGUAAACAGCUGCUUUUAGGUACUUACGAGUGUCGAUUUCAUCCCAAUCAGAAGAUCCAAGGACUCUUUGCAGAUCGCAAGAAUAAUAAUUUUUUUAAUGGUAUCUGGCGAAUUCCUGUGCAGGAGAUCGAUCGACCUGGAAGUUUUGCAUCUUACAUGUCUAGAUGUACUUCGUUUUUGAUGCAAAUUUUAAAAGAUUCUGGCGAUAGUCGUAUGUUGACAGAAUUAUGCAUUCAGUUGCGAAGGAAACCAGAAGCCGAGAAAAAAUAUUUGAGGGACAAUGAGAGAGAGCAGUUAGCUUGUCAAGCUUUGACUAUGUGUAUACAGUGUUUACGUAACAAAAUUAAGUUCAACAACAAUGAUAAGUCAUCUUUGUACGGAUUAAAUAUCGAAGCGAAAUUGCAAGUGUUAUUGGAUAUUUUUUACACUUAUCAGAUGAUCAAAAACAUAUCGGAUUACGAAAUGACUUCGCUACCACAAGUCAAAAAAUUGCUAGAAGAAGGAUACAUCUCUUAUUGCGGUAAUCCAAAAGUACAAGGUAAUAUUUUUGAAAUUGCUGUGGAUUGUUGCAGACAGCAAAAUCGACUAAAGAAUAGAGUAUCUACUCCUAAUGUUAACACCAGUGUCCACCCAACAAUUACGCCAAGUACAUCGUCGUUGACUGUUACACCAGUUACUAAAAUGCCAAGCACUGCACCAAGAAAAUCACAGAAAAGCACUGGUCCCCCAAAAGUACGUGGAAGACCACCAACAUUUGAUAAACAAUUUCCAAACAUGUCCAGAACUAAUUUCAAAUCUACUAGCAAUGAAAUGAAUGCUAAUCAAAUGAAUGCCAACCUUCCGUUCACUGGUAAUCCUGGAGUCGAUCCCUUAUUGAGCAAUCUGUUCCUUCGACCAGAUUUAUUAGCAUACGAUUUUUCGAAGUUUUCCUCAAAUGUUGUCUUUGAAGCUAUGCAACAGUAUAUUAACAGACAAAUGAAUUUGAAUUCAACAUCAGGACUCAAUUACAACAAUCCACAACCUUUCAAUAAUCCAAAACCUUUCAAUAAUCCACCACCAACAAAUGUUCAAAGUGAAAAAGCUAGUACUUCGAGCACGAAUAACAUGUUUGGUUCUAUGAAAGCUAGGCCAGAUGUAUCCAUAACACCCGUGACGAAAAAUCCUCUUCCAAAAUUUUCACAAUCUGGAACUAAAACUAAAACUAGUAGGCCUAAUGACAGUGCACCUUCGUCGACAGCGUCGAAAGUAACAAAUUUGAUGACACCACCGGAAAUUUCACUACUCAAGCCAUCUCAAGCUCAUCAGCAACAACGCAGUUCUGAACAUGGACUUUUGAACCAAGUAGCUUUAAAUCUAUUGAAUACAGACAAUAACUCUGCCAGUAGAAAUUCAAUAUUUCCAUCGACGAGUCAAACUUCUAUCACACCAGUCAAGUCGAUUCCUCCGAUGUCUCGCGCACAGCAGUUAAAUGCGCCGCUGCCGCAUCCACGACUGACCUCGAUUGACCCAGUCAAGCCACCAACAAGUUUAUCACAGCAAACCACAUCGUUGCAGCACAAACUGCUCCACAAUAAGCAUCACAAUCAAUCGUAUCACAGCAGCGUAAUUACGAGUAUGUUGUCAAGGAAAGAAGAACCGAUGAAACCGUAUUAUUCAAGCAGUCGUAAAAGUGCCCUCGGUGACCCAAAUGACUUGUCUAUGCUGUCGAACUUAGCGACGGUGAACCCCUUGCAGACGGAAAUGUUGCAUCUCGGUACCGCAACGUCAUAUACGACGAAAAAAUCAACACAAAGCUCUAAAGUAUCGAAAAGAUCGAUCCCAAAUGUUAAUAAUCCCACCACUUACUCGAUUGUUCAUAAUCCAGUUGGCUAUUCUCAUAAAAAAACGCUUCAAGACUUGAGUAUUUCGUCUGCAACAGGAUACUCUACGAAACCUUCAGCACAAGAUCUCAACAAUCCGGCAGCGUUCACGCAUAAAAAGUUAGCUCAAGAUACCGUUAACAUCUCUCCAGGGUACUCUAUGAAGAAACCUGGGCCGGAUAUAAGUGGUCCAGUGGGGCUCUCGUUGAAAAAAUCUAUGCAAGAUAUACAUAAUCCAGCUUCUUACUCUAUGAAAAAGAAGCCACCAGAGGCUCACAGUCCAGUUGGGUAUUCAAUGAAAAAACCAAUUCAAGACGUGAAUAGUCUGACUGGAAUUUCUUUAAAAAAGGCCCCUCAAGAUAUCAACAAUCAAUAUUCCAAUCCUGUGCUGAAUCGGCUUCAACAGCAAUCACAUUUAGAAAUUAUUCCGCAGUCCAGUCGCCCAAGACAAGUCGAACCAAUGAAUGCUCCAGUUGAGUUUAGUGCCGUGAAUAAUCAAUCUAAACCUAUGAACUUUAUGAGUAGCGAUAGCGUAUCAGUAUAUGAAUUACCGAAGCAGAAACCUAAUGUGAGCAAUAGUAGUCCGGCUUCUGCAUCUCGAGCCGAGAAGGAACUUGUUGGGAGUAAAGUGGAGAUAAUUACAUUGGACGACUGAAAUUAAAUCAGUCAAAUGUUAUUUUCUUUUUCUGUUUGUAAUCUAUAGUGUUGCUUAUUUUUAGAAAGUAUAUAAAAAUGGUAAUGAUGAAUUAAUUUGAAAUUAGAAAGAAUAGAUUAAUACUGUUCUUUCAUUUUUAUACUAAAAAAAGCUUUAAAUUUAAUAAAUUUGUAAUUAAUUGUUUGUAUCAAAUUUGUAAUAAGCUAAGUUUAUAAUGCGCGAGCUAAUAGCAUGCGUAUAAUUAAUGUUUUGGAUUAUUUUUACGAUUUUGAGUGAGUGAUGAAUGAGUCGAUGAAUGAGGGUUAUUUGUAAAUAGAAAGAAAAUUAUAAAUGUAAUGUAAAAGUUUGGUACACGAAGUAGUAAAAUGUAAAGUUAAACUGAAUA